This is a messenger RNA of Ostrinia furnacalis (Asian corn borer), 1453 nucleotides long. RefSeq lists its product as uncharacterized. The record is from RefSeq and is a predicted model, not a curated record. The coding region runs from base 186 to 1328 and encodes 380 amino acids. Lineage: Eukaryota; Metazoa; Arthropoda; Insecta; Lepidoptera; Crambidae. The transcript has 2 exons.
UAUGACAGAUUUCUUCUAAACCAUUUCAAAAUUGUGUGUAAAAUUUUUAGAAAUAUGUAGCAGAAACAACAUAUAUAUCUUUAAUGAAUUCGUCAUUUGGGCUGGUUUUAUAGAAUACUAUUGACUUAAUAUUUCUACUUGGAAGAUAGUCGUCACCUGGAAUCCAAUAAUGAAGCUAAAGAGUCAUGGCAAAAUCAUCUUCACCAACGCCCAGCGCUCGCAGUGAGGCUGGGUACAGCGGUGUGGCGCGCAAGCCGAGGCGCUGCAGGCCGAGGUGCUGCACUAAGGAAGCAUGUCGCCGCUUUUGGUGCGACAAAGUUUGUUGUAAGCGGUGCCGGUGCUUUAAGAUAUGUGGACGGCGGAUCAAACGCAAAUGGCGCAGGUAUUGGGCAGAGAGACAUUGCUACAUUCCGAAGCGCGUAAGGAGAAAGUGCAAAGACUUCUUGCUAUGUCAAUGUUGUUGUUGCGCGUGUUGUUACACCUUGACUGACGAAGAAUACGACAAAAUCACACAACCGCCACCUAAAAAGUAUCCUCCUCCACCGGCACCUAAAAUCACUCGGCGCGAAGAGCACGUGGAAUACAUAAAGAAACGCUCCUCAAGAAGCCCGAAACGCAAAUUUGAUAAGAAUAUAAAAUCUAACGAAAAUGAAACGGAAGUUUAUUUCUGCACCGUCAAACCACCCAGUUUCAAUUCAAAUAGUCUCAAGCUACACCCUCCUGUAAUGCCAGCUGAAUUUAAUGCAACAGGAAAUAAAGAAAAAGGAGGGAAGGAUUCCAACAGACUUCGACCGAAAGUUGCCUCAUCAAAACGGGAGAAGCAUACCCCAAAACUAUACUUCCAACACAAAAGUUCUGUCGCUAGAAACAUAUGCGACUUUAGUUGCCAAAACAAUUCACAAUCGAACCAAAGUCUCGAGUUAAAGUCGCAUACACUGUCAAAAUCUAUUUCUCAGCAUUCGUCAGUACAAAGUGUUUUUAGUAUCAAAUGGAGACGACGAUUCCGAAGAUAUGAGAAGGCACCCAGCACGCUUCAAACUAUACUGUACAGUUUAGCUAGAAAGUUUAAAAGCAAUAAGAAAAAAACUAAAUCAGCCCAAAAACAUGACAAAAAGAAUGUUCUUGUGCUACAUGUGCCAAAAAAAUUUAGCAACACGUCGAUAGUGGGCACAGUUUCCGCCACUCGCAGCUCGAGAGCUGAGAAGCCUUUGAUCAUCAGAGACGAGUCCUCGCAGGCCUUGCCCAUCGAGCACAGCAAACCGCCUAAUAAGAUAUGUGGACCAGGAGAAGUUCUUGUGAAACGGAAUUCUUUCCAGAAUGUUCGCUAAGUAUGAUUCCUUGAAACCAAAUAAAACUUUUUAACAUUAUAUCAAUUUAGAGUCGACUCAGCCCACUCAUGAGAACUUAUUGUGUAAUAGAAAAUAAACCGAAUGAAGUUUAUAAAAGUAGUAGG